Molecule: messenger RNA, 1412 nt
Organism: [Torrubiella] hemipterigena
Lineage: Eukaryota; Fungi; Ascomycota; Sordariomycetes; Hypocreales; Clavicipitaceae
Source: the annotation of a GenBank genome assembly
CAGUGGCCAGCAGCUCUACGGCGAGGUGCUUCGACCUUGCUCAAGCCUAGCACUUCCCGGUCUGGCAGCAUUGCAAACGUCCCUGCUGUGAGACAGAAAAUAUCAAAAUGUCCGGAGCACCUGAUCGCGAAGCAGUGUUCCCGACCAGGCAGUCGCUGGGUCUGAUGAAGGCUAAGCUCAAGGGAGCCGAGACUGGACACAGCUUGCUCAAGCGAAAGAGCGAGGCCUUGACAAAGCGAUUUCGAGAAAUUACCAAAAGAAUCGACGAGGCAAAGAGAAAAAUGGGUCGUGUGAUGCAAAUUGCUGCAUUCUCGCUCGCAGAAGUUACAUAUGCCGUUGGAGGUGACAUUGGUUACCAAGUCCAAGAAUCUGCCAAGUCGGCUCGCUUCCGCCUUCGUUCUAAACAGGACAACGUUUCCGGUGUCCUGCUACCGGCUUUUGAAAGCUAUCUGACUGAAGGAAAUAACGAUUUUGGCUUAACUGGUCUCGGCAAGGGUGGACAGCAAGUUCAACGAUGCCGAGAAACGUAUGCCAGAGCAGUCGAAGCAUUGGUGGAGUUGGCCAGUUUACAAACCGCCUUUGUCAUUCUUGACGAGGUCAUAAAAGUUGUAAACCGCAGAGUUAACGCUAUUGAGCACGUCAUUAUCCCUCGAACUGAAAACACAAUCAAGUAUAUCAACUCUGAAUUGGAUGAGCUCGAUCGCGAAGAGUUUUAUAGAUUGAAGAAGGUUGCUGGGAAGAAGCAGCGCGAUAAUGCCAUUGCCGACGCUGAGCUGAAGGCCAGGCGCGAGGCGCAGGCUGCAAAAGAAGCCGGGGAAACAAAGACGGACUCUAAGGCUACUGAAGAUGCGCCAGCGGAUAUCCUGGCUGCAGAUGAUGAUGAAGAGGUCAUCUUUUAAGUGCUGUAGAAUAUAUCAAACGGGGCAGACGUAAGCGACCUUGCUGAGGUCGUUUUGUUAUAAUUACAAAUACACGCUUUCAUUAUUACACUUGAUGGAAGAAGCUACUUUUGUUACAGUUUGACCACUAUUGGCGCUGGUAUGUCACCUUGAUCACCCUGUCGCCCAAUGUCAUACCGCCAGUGCUCUCCUUUGCCGAGACGGCACCGGCUUCAGCAUCGUACUCGACGAAAGCAAUGCCCUUGCGACCAGGAACGGUACGAACCUCCUUGAAACCCUCGAAGCGUCCAAAGAUCGCCGUAAGGCCCUCGACAGUAUAAUCCUCUGGCACAUUUUGUAAGAAAAGAAUCUUGUUGGGGGGUAGAUAUUCGUCCGGGAUGACCGCGCUUUGUGGUACACUUGUAGACUUGAGGCCCGACGAUUUGGCUAUCUUGGAUGGGCGGUCGUGCUGAUCCUGGGCCGCUCGCUUUCCGUUGCGCUGCUCUUCGGCAGCCUGGGCAGCCUUUUUCUUCU